Brassica oleracea var. oleracea is the source of this 1362-nucleotide messenger RNA. RefSeq lists its product as uncharacterized. The record is from RefSeq and is a predicted model, not a curated record. The coding region runs from base 1 to 1362 and encodes 453 amino acids. The transcript has a single exon. Lineage: Eukaryota; Viridiplantae; Streptophyta; Magnoliopsida; Brassicales; Brassicaceae.
AUGUAUAAACCACAGACUCUGGAAGAUGCAUUCCAUUGGGCUAUAACUUUCAUCGAAAUUGAAGAAGAUAAAGCUGCAUUCAGCAAAAAACACGCAGCCACCAAAAAAUCAUCUUCAAAGGAUAAAGAGCCUGACGAAUACAAUGAAGCUAGACAACAUUAUGACAAAGCGAACAGAGAUGGAAAGAACAGAAAAGCAUCCAAUUAUCAAAUCAGCGACCAAUCAUCUAGUCGCUUCACAAAAAAGCAGGCUCACAACAGUCAAGGAUCAGAGGAUACCCAAGCAUAUUGCAGCUACCAUAAAUCUAAGACUCAUAAUACGGAAGAAUCUCGCCAUCUACAGGAGUGGUUGUUGAACAAGUACUGCAACGAUCGGGAUUCAUCAUCUAAAGACCAGCAAAACGACAAGGCACCAAAAAAUGAAGGUGAACAUUUUCGACAAGUCAAAGAAGAACGCGAUCGCCAACACGGACAUAAACGUUCUAACGAGCAAACAAACGCAGACACAGAGGCUCAUAAGCGCGCACGCGACGACCAAAACAAUGAACAAAAAUACGAAAGAACUCCCCCACCCCGACGUGUAAUUAACGUGAUCAUGGGAGGUCUCCAGACUUGCAAAGAUUCAGUUCGAUCAAUCAAGGAAUACGAGCGUAAAACAUACACCUCGCAAAAAUGGGGAAGCAUCAGUCACAUCGACGAUAAACCAAAGAAUGGCUAUGAGAUCCUCGUCGUCGAACUCAGGAUAGGUGACUGCAAAGUCACACGCGUACUGGUCGACACUGGCAGUUCAGUUGAUUUAAUCUUUUCAAAAACUCUUCAACGGAUGGAUGUCAAAGAUUACGAGUUGAAGGCUUGCAAAAGACCACUCACAAGUUUCGUCGGAGAUACAACAAUGACAAUCGGAACAUUCAAGCUCCCAGUCUACGUAGCAGGAAUCACAAAAAUCGUCGAAUUCGUGGUUAUCGAGAGCCCUGCCAUUUACAACGCCAUACUCGGCACCCCAUGGAUACAUUCAAUGAAAGCAGUUCCAUCUACAUACCAUCAGUGCAUCAAGUUUCCCACUACGUCAGGGACCUACACCCUCAAAGGAAAUAAACGUCUCUCACGCACAUGCUUCGUAACCGAGCAUAAGUUAAGAAAAUCUUCAAGGACAUGUCUAAUAGCUAGGCAAGGCGAUGAGCAGGAAAUAAUAGACGACCACGCCCGGGAACUGGUGAUACAAGUUAACAUCGACCAAAGCGACCCAGAACGAUGCGUCGGAAUCGGAGCAGACCUAAAAGACGAUCUCAAAGACCAACUUAUCCGCUUCCUUCAAUCCAACGCUUCAACCUUCAAUCCAACGCUUCAACCUUCGCCUGGAUAA